GUAUAGAGAUUAUGUACAGAGCUUUUGAGUUCCAUGGAUCAGAGCCGAAGAGUGAAGAUAAGCGAAUCGUAUUAUUGCUUUGGGAUCUUGCAAGAUUUAGAUCGAGCUGGGGAAAAGGGCUGAAUCUGAGACAGAGCAAUGAAAAUGGACUUAAAUACCAUUAUAGAGAAGAUGAAAACUGGCGAACAAGAUGCCGCAUUGAUGGCAUUGCAGGCGUAUAAUAAGGAGAAAAGCCAGUGCUUCAUGUUUAACACUAACGAACAAGAAGAGAGAGAGGAUGGCCAGUUGCAAGAGCGGCUGGGGGAGCUGGUCCUGGGCUUCCUGGGGAGGGACCUGCAGCCGUCCUGCCAGCUGGCCUGCCUGGAGACCAUCCGCAUCCUGUCGCGGGAUAAGAACAGUCUGGGGCCUUUCGUCACGAGAGGCGCGAUCCAGACGCUGAGUCGGCACGCGGGGUUGGCGCACAGCGAGGGCGCCACGCUCGAGAUCCCCGACCUGGACGUGAUCGUGGAGGCCCUCAAGUGCCUGUGUAACGUGGUCUUCAACAGCGAGGCGGCGCAGGAGGCUGGAGCCCGGCUGGGCCUGAUGGGCAGCCUGGCCGAGCGGCUGAAGCAGUGUCGCGGGCGGGAGUGGAGCCACGAGGUACGCUUCUUCGACCUCCGGCUGACCUUCCUGCUGACGGCUCUCCGUGUGGAUGCCCGCGUUCAGCUGGCCCGUGAGCUGCGGGGGGUCAGCCUCCUGGCGCAUGCCCUGGAUGCCACGCUGGGCCUGCGCUGGGUGGAUACCUUCGAGGUGGCACGGGUCGAUGCGGAGGAAGGGACCCCGCCCCCGUUGCUCGGCCGAGAGGAGACAGAGCGGACGAUGGAGAUCCUCAAGAUUCUCUUCAACAUCACCUACGACACCAACCGCCGCAAGGUAGACGAGGAGGAAGCGGCCACGUACAGGCACCUUGGAGCCAUCCUCAGACACUGCCUGAUGAGCUCGGCUGACGGGGAGGACCGCACCGAGGAUUUACAUAGCCACACGGUGAAUCUGCUGGGGAACCUGCCACUACCUUGUUUGGAUGUGCUACUCAUUCCCAAGGUGCAGCAGGGUUCCAUCGAGUACAUGGGCGUCAACAUGGAUACCGUCAACAUGCUACUGGAGUUCAUGGAGAAGAGGCUGGAUCGGGGAAAAAAGGUGAAAGAGACCCUUCUACCUUCCUUGAAUCUCCUGACAGAGAGUGCCCGCAUCCACAGAGAGACCAGGAAGUUCCUGAGGAUGAAGGUGCUGCCCCCACUGCGCGACGUCAAGAACCGGCCCGAGGUGGGCAGCGCCCCGCGUAACAAGCUGGUGCGUCUGAUGACCUACAUUGACACCGACGUCAAGCACUGUGCCGCCGAGUUCCUCUUCGUACUCUGCAAGGAGAGCGUAUCUCGGUUCAUCAAGUACACGGGCUACGGCAAUGCAGCUGGACUGCUGGCAGCUCGGGGCUUGAUGCGAGGCGGAAGUAACCCCACCCAUUACUCUGAGGAUGACGACAGUGACACGGAGGAGUACAGGGAGGCCAAACCCCACAUAAACCCUGUGACCGGGCGCGUGGAGGACGAGCAGCCGAACCCUAUGGAGGGCAUGACGGAGGAGCAGAAGGAGCUGGAGGCCAUGAAGCUAGUGAAGAUGUUUGACAAGCUGUCCAGAGGUCAUGUGAUCCAGCCCAUGAAACUGACAGCUGAUGGACAAAUGACUGCCCUGGAAGCCGCCGACUUAGAGAUGCUGAAGCCCCAACAACCAAGGCCACACAACUCCGUCAGUGAUGAGGACAGCAAUUAGGAAGUGGGGAGGGACUCGGGGUUUUUUCCUCAAAUAGAUCAGAUGCUGUAUUAGGUAGAGCUAUGUAAAAAAAAAAAAAAAAGAUUUACACUGUUGUGCUUAUGUCACCAGCCUGGAGACUGGGUUCUGAACUCUUGCACAGCGUGAAUAUGACUAUCGGACAAAAAGAUACUAGAUAAUCUCUUUUUCGCUGUGCAAAAACUGUUUGUUUCCAAGAAAUCACCUCAUUUUCAGAACAGACAGAGAAAUGACACGGUAAAAAGUGUAACACCUCUGACCCUCCCCCUUUCCCCUCUUACUGUGGUCCCAUUGGCUAAGCAUGCCCAGUGCUGUGCUCCCAUUGGCUAUCCACAAGCAGCACUUUAGAACAGCACUGGUAAUUCAACGUCCAACUUCUUUUUCUCUUAUUUUGCAUAGUUCGUAAAUGAUCAGGUUUUACUGAGUUUAAUCUUCAGUUCAGAUACAUGAAUAAAUUAAUGAAGCAGGUGACACACAAUCCACAAUUUAGCCCUUUUAAAAUGAGUUAUCGAUUUACUGUUUGUUUCUUGAAAUAUCACAGAACAAAAACGUUUAAUAUUUUUAGUGAAGUGUUGAACUUAAGUCAUCUCAGAAGAAUUUCAUUUUAUCAAAAUGUUUUUGGGAGCUGUAUUAUUUAGAAUAAUUCAGGAAUUAGGCAAAAACUAAAGGCAGAAAGAUGAGGAAAAUAUAGUAAAAGACAAAAUAUCUGUAUUUAUGUUUAAUUGAAACUUUUGAAAAAAGUUUCAGAAUUGUCACCUCACAUUCCUAUUUUCUCCUGAUCUAAUAAAAGAUUAAAGCAGCAGUUUAAACAUUUA
This is a messenger RNA of Paramormyrops kingsleyae, 2639 nucleotides long. Lineage: Eukaryota; Metazoa; Chordata; Actinopteri; Osteoglossiformes; Mormyridae. The record is from RefSeq and is a predicted model, not a curated record.